AUGGAAUUAGUUGAUGACGUCAAAGCUCGGUUGGCCACAACAAGAGAGAGUGGUUGGGAUAAUUUAUUUGCCGAUGUCCAAGAUUUUUGUGUUGCUAAAGGUAUUCUGGUUCCAAAUAUGGAUGAUGAAAUACCAGUUCAGGGUCGUUCAAGGGUAGAAGGGAGGACUAUCACUAAUCUUUACCAUUACCCUGCAUAUAUUUUUUAUGUUGCUAUUGACAAAAUAUGUGUGGAGAUGGAUCAUCGCUUUAGUGAAGGAAGUAACAUUAUCCUUAAUUGUUUCUCAUGUCUUGACCCCAAGAACUCUUUCUCUAAAUUUAAUGUUGAUAAGCUUGCUCAUCUUGCUGAUAUUUAUCAUGCAGACUUUUCUGAUGAUGUCCGAGAAACAAUAAGGGAUCAACUUGACACUUAUGUUCUUCAAGUUAGAAGAAAUACUUCAUUUUCCACUUUUGAAGAUGUUCAAAGUUUGGCUAUAAAGAUGGUUCAAACUGAGAAACAUUUGAAGAUAUUCAAAUCACUUGAUGAUAUUGAUAUUAUUCGAACAUUCACCGCAAUGAAGUCUCGAAAAUGA
This is a messenger RNA of Vicia faba (fava bean), 570 nucleotides long. The record is from the annotation of a GenBank genome assembly. NCBI's taxonomy places the organism in Eukaryota, Viridiplantae, Streptophyta, Magnoliopsida, Fabales, Fabaceae.